CCACGAAAUAACACUUCUCACCUCCUCUAAUCUUCCACAAAAAAUAAAAUAAAAUAAAAUUGCAACAACCUUGCAUGCGGGAGCAGUUCGAUCUGCACCGUAGAUACCACUCAUCAUCCAAUCACGUCUCAGAACGAGGCAUCGAACAACAGCAAGCAUGGAUUUCAUGCCUCACCGUGAAGACGAGAUGGUCAUUGACGAGGACACCUUCCUGAAUUCUUCCAGCAAUGCUAGCAUCGAUCCAGUCCUGCUCGCUCAGUCUCAACCCCAGUCACUAGCGUCCAGCUCCCUGAGCAACGCUUCCCAUUUCGCACCACCUACACAGGACUUUCCACUCGCCGCCUUUUACGAAUACCGCCACGUCGGAUGUCUCUGCAAAGUCAAACCAGAAACGUUUCCAAACAGCCCCAUGCAACUCUGGGAGCCACCAGAAAGCAGCAGAUCCUUUCUAUCUCAAGCAUGCUCACAAGACCAGACGAUACCAGCAAAGCUCUGGAUCAUUCAUUCUUUGCACUGCAAAAUGUGUAGCUGGGCUGAAUCGCAACGCAUCUACUACACGGCGAAAGCGCGUUGCGAAGCGAUUUCCGCCAAGCCGAUCUCCGAAGAAAUCAAGAAUCGAAUGAUAGCCUAUGAGGAAGGAGUUCGCGAUGGGAGAAUUAUGGCGUUGGAUUUAUCGCUCGAUUGGAGUGAGAUUUAUGGGAGCCGGAAAGGUGGGAAAGUAACGAGGGAAAUGGCGAAUUUGAUGGAGAGGCUCAAUGUGAAGUCGGAUGAGGCGAUUGAGGAGGAGUUGGUGGCGGGGAUUCAGGGGAUGGAGGUCGAGUAUGAUGUUUUGGAGUAUGAUCUGAUGAGAGAGAUCGAGUUGGGAGAAUUGAGAGAGAACGGGAUUGCGGAUGGCGUAGGUGUGCAGGGGCGGAAGGAGGGGAGAAGGUUGGCGAAGAGGAAGUUUUAGUGGGGAACUUGAGUGAAACUUUUGUAAGAUUAUUAUAUUGUUCAGAGGCUGGGACUCUACCAUAGUUUUGAUCUGACGAUGCGAUGCGAUGGAAGAUAAAUGCGUGUAAGAU
Molecule: messenger RNA, 1061 nt
Organism: Cadophora gregata
Lineage: Eukaryota; Fungi; Ascomycota; Leotiomycetes; Helotiales; Ploettnerulaceae
Exons: 1
Coding region: 158-949 (263 amino acids)
Source: RefSeq, a predicted model, not a curated record